AUGGCCGACAUGGGCGUCCAGUCGCCGACCCGCCAAACGGCCGCCUUCCACUUCCCCUCGUCCUCGGCAUCCUCCUCCGCCGGAGGCGACGACUAUGACGACGGCGCCCCGCUGCCUUUCCCUGCUGCCCUGCCGCGUUCCGACUUCCUCGCCCCGGACUUCCACCCGGCCAAUUACCUCUCUGCCCUGCCGCACCGUCACCAGACUCUCGACGAUCUCAAAGCUGAGCUGCGGGACCGCAGCGCUUCCAUCAGCGCUGAGCUCCUCGAGCUCGUCAACGCGAAUUACACCGCUUUCUUGUCGCUGGGCAACGAGCUCCGCGGCGGAGACGAGAGGGUCGAGAAUGUGCGUGUUGCGAUGCUUGGUUUCCGGAGGGCCGUCGAGGAGAUCAAGUCGCGGGUUAGGACGAGGGGCGAGGAGGUCCAGGGGCUCAGUGGUGAGCUGAGGGAGGUAAGGAAGGGGAUUGAGGCUGGGAGGAAAAUGCUUGAGCUGGAUGAGAGAGUGUCGGCUUUGGAGGAACGACUUGCGUUGGCGAGUAUGCCGGGCAAGGCCGCCCAAGAGGAGGACGAGGACGACUGGAGCGCAAGCGACAGUGAUGAGCAGGAGGAGGACGACGACGAUGACGACGGCACCGGAGGGUUGGUGGGCAGCAGCCCGGCGAAGCUUGCUGGGUUUGCGGAGGAUUACUGCAUCAUCGAGGCCCUGGCAGAUACCAUUGGGCGGGACGUCACGUUCGUCGUCAAAACGGAGGCCCGCAUGACGAGAUGUCGGAACACUAUCCUCCUCGAUCUGGGCACGGCGAUGAAGGAGGCACGGAAGGCGGGCGUCAAGGGCCGGCCGAGAGUGGUCAAGUACCUCGGUCUAUACGGCUUGCUUGACGCCCAGGCAGAUGCGGUCAGGGCUCUCCAGAGCAGCUGA
Molecule: messenger RNA, 918 nt
Organism: Colletotrichum truncatum
Lineage: Eukaryota; Fungi; Ascomycota; Sordariomycetes; Glomerellales; Glomerellaceae
Biological process (GO): Golgi organization; intra-Golgi vesicle-mediated transport; protein transport
Cellular component (GO): membrane; COG complex
Source: RefSeq, a predicted model, not a curated record